This is a messenger RNA of Schizosaccharomyces octosporus yFS286, 2770 nucleotides long. Its product is annotated as autophagy associated protein kinase activator Atg17. The coding region runs from base 172 to 1386 and encodes 404 amino acids. Gene Ontology annotation, molecular function: protein kinase activator activity; molecular adaptor activity. The record is from RefSeq and is a predicted model, not a curated record. Gene Ontology annotation, biological process: piecemeal microautophagy of the nucleus; autophagy of mitochondrion; activation of protein kinase activity. Gene Ontology annotation, cellular component: Atg1/ULK1 kinase complex; phagophore assembly site. The transcript has a single exon. Lineage: Eukaryota; Fungi; Ascomycota; Schizosaccharomycetes; Schizosaccharomycetales; Schizosaccharomycetaceae.
UUUCCACACUCUCAAACAUUGUGCUUUAAGGUAUUGUAUUUGACCAGAAUUGGCUCAUAGAAUUAAAUAUUCCUAUAUAAUAUUAUAUAUAUAUAAAUUGGUUUUAUCGUUAAAAAGACAUUUAAGUGAAUUCUCAGAAGGAAGUAUACAAAAAGCCGCUUAAGUGCGGUGAUGGACUUGUUGAAGCAAUGGACUGAGCAAGCUAAAGAGGCCCUUACGGAAGCUCGCAAACUUUGCGGUGAUGCCUAUGAAUACAAUGAAGCCUCGAAAGAUUGCUUGAGAAACUCUGCUAAGCAGCAUCAGCAACUAAAUGAAUUGGCAAAAUUAACAGCCUCACAAUGUGCGAGACUCGAUUCUUCUACUUCUCUGAUAAAGCAGCUUCUAAAUCUUGUACAGAAUCAUCCAACAUUCGGUCAAUUGAACGAUCUUCACGAUCGCUUAGAAUCGUCCUUAAAAAGACUUCGAGAAUGCGUCUUGGAUCCAGCCUUAGGAAGUGAGUAUCCUAAUCUCUAUUCGUUUGUUGAUGAUGCAGCAUUGGAAGAUCUGAAGACAAGGCUUCGGGGAGUUACAGAUGGUGUAUGGAAUGCGUAUGAAAAACUUUCUGGAUUAUUGGAAGAAGACGUAUGCGAACGUUACCAUACUGCCCUCAAAGCGAUUUCGUUGGACUUCUUACCUCCAGUAAAUAAUGAUUUAGCGGAAUCUCUGGCUGAUUUGCUUCUUCAAGUAGCGCAACAUUUCGACCAGUGUUCAGAAGCUCUGACAAUUUAUUCCGGCCUUUCUGAUGUUGAAAAGAAAGAAUUAAUUGAGGUUUUACGAUAUGAUUCAAAUCAUGUUCCGGCCGUAUUGGAGGAUCUUCGAACCGGCCUUGAAGAAACGAAGGCUUAUCAUUUGACUGUUUUGGAAUACAAGCAAACCGUGGAUGCAAGUGCGAAAAGACUUGAAGAGCUUGCAGAAGAAUUAAACAAAAAUCAGCUUACAAAUCGGCGUCAUGAAGCAGCACACGAACUUAUGAGUGCUCACACUGGUUUGGAAAUACCUCAGCUAGCUCAAGAAUUGAUUCAACUAGAAAGGCACUAUACCCACUUUGCUAAAGCAUACCAUCUUCUUCUUCAAGAAAUACAUAGGCGGCGGGCUUAUGAAAAAAGGGUUCGCUCAGUAGUCGACGAUCUUGUGUACAAGCUAGAACAAGAACAGCAGAUUGAAACGAAAUCGAGAAUUGAUUUUUGCACACAAUAUGGUGAUUACUUGCCUCAAACGCUGUGGAAUGCAGUUACCGACCCACCUCUGCAUUUCGAAAUUAUAGAGCAUCAGUAUACUGAGUUGCCAAAUGUUAAGAUACCUUCCGAAAAGAAGCUAAAAAAAGAUAAAAAUAGCAAUAACCACUGAAGAAAUAGCGAAACGAGAUAUGAUAAUGAUGCCUUCUACGACUAUUCACUCUAGACUCCUUUUUAUUGUCAAAGCCAUAUACAGAAAGUUCUAAUUAUUAACUUUUUUUUCUUAAUUUUAGUAUCCGAAAUAGAAUAACAAUGUAUUAUUAUAUCCUUUAUCCACUACCCAAAAAUAAACAGAAACAAACAAAAUAUAAUCAAGCUUACUUUUUGCGACCUGUUUGUUUCACUUUGCGCUUUUUCUCAUAUUUUGAUAUCUUCGUUUUCCUUUUCUCCGCUUUUUCUUCUUUUACUUUUUGUUUGCGAGCGCGUUUUUCUUCUGCACUUUCUUUUUCACGACCGCCAUUAUCUUUACUGGCAUAAUCAUCUUUCUCGAAAGAAUUAGAAUUGUUUUCAUCGUCUGAACCAGACGCGUCUGAGGCUUCGCUUUCUGAAGCGGAAGUUGGGUCAUUGUUGGGGUAUGAAGUAUUCGUAUGCUCCUCACUACUUUCUUUUACACCAGUAUUCAAUAAAUGUUUAUAUACUAGACUUUCUCCACGUCCUUCCUCUACCAACUGGGUAUCACGAUCAAUAUCGUAAACUUCUUCCAACGUCCGUGGUACAUAUGUUUUCAAAAACUCUUCUUCGUGAUCUUCAUCGGGAUCGUGGUCUCCUUCCCUAAGCUCUUCUAAACGUUUUUUCAUAUCUUGUUUUUCAACGCUGCCAUUUUCAGUUACAAACUUAAAUAGACUUGGCAAGGACAAGCAAUCUGCUUCAAAGCGCUUGAAAAAUGAAGUGACAUUCAAGAUAUCCAUUCUCAAAAACUCGAAACUUCCAGGGUGAUCAUGCUCGACAGAUUGAGAAACGUCAAUCAAAAAAACUUUUCCUUUAUGAUAAAGCAUAUUGUACUCUGACAAAUCGGCAUGUACAAGAUGGCAAACUUGAUACAUUAUACGCAUGUAUCUUGCAACCAUACUGUAGAGCUUUGUAGCCUCCUCCGCAGUAACGUCUACAUCCUUUAGUUUUGGAUAAGGCCAACCCUUUUUGUCACCCAAAAAGGACAUUACUAAAACAUGAUGCUUUAACAGAAGGGGCUCAGGGGAAGGAAUACCUGCUGCAUAGACUCGCUUCAAAUUUCUAAUUUCUUUUUCCGCCCAAACUCUCACCAUCUUUCUUGGAUUUCUUUUGUUGUAGCCAUGGCGGAAGCGAAAUUCACCAGAUACAUAACGGUCUCUAUCUUUAAAUACAAGAAUUGAGGUUUUGAAGAUUUUGACAGCGAGAUGUUUCCCUUCCUCGUUGACAGCAUGAUAAACAUUUGCCUCUUUACCGGUACUUAUACAGCCAUUAAUUUCCGAAAUAGUUCCAUUGUUAAUUAAUUUUAACAGAAUAAUCCGAGUUCGAGG